Molecule: messenger RNA, 741 nt
Organism: Daldinia childiae
Lineage: Eukaryota; Fungi; Ascomycota; Sordariomycetes; Xylariales; Hypoxylaceae
Exons: 1
Coding region: 1-741 (246 amino acids)
Source: RefSeq, a predicted model, not a curated record
AUGUCAGUGAAUCAGCCCUCGGGAGUCACACAGCUGUCCUCGGCUGGGAAUUUAAGCGAAGGAGAAGGGAAGCGUCAGGAUAGGUCCAAAGACCGAGAAAGCAGCGAGGGGCAUCAGGGAGAUAUGACAGCUUCCGUGAGCAUAGACGCAGGCAUGCCACUGAUCCUUAAGUCUGGCCCACCGCCACCGCCGCCGCUAACACCACCUACUCUCUUGACAGGGGUUUUUAGUUUUCAAGACCGCCGGCUAAGCAUUGCGGCUUCUAGCAUGGGCGAUCUGGAUACGAGCUUCUUCCAGCAGCCGAACCCGGAUUAUACAUUAUCGCCCUCGCCAGAGUCUAGUACAACCGCGUUGGCCCACGGUCAAGAUUCUCCCUCUAUUCCAAGGAGAAGAUCCUACACAAAGAUGUUGCCUCUCGGACCAGCGCAUACAGGCUCAGGACACGAUGAGGCAUCUUUCUCCCCUAGCUCAUUCCCAUCCUCGAGCCCAAUCUUACCCCUUGCGCCACAUGAAUCGCUCGAUUCUACGGAGAUCGAUGUCAAGGGCGAGAUUAUCUCAGUAAUGGACGAUUCAGCGCCGGUUGGAAGCGGCAUACGCGAGUAUACGGCGGAGGCGUUUGCUUGGCUUGCCUGGCUUCUGGGAGCCAGGGAGGAUUCUAUGGCGAUAAUGUUCCCCUCGAGCAUCGCCGUUAGCCAUCAGGGCCUCCAGGGAGAAAAUAGGGUCGAGUUUGAGUUCCAAUGA